ACUCGGCAUGCGCAGAGUCCGACCGUGGAGCCCGCCUCCUCCCCCUACCUGGCGUCUGGUUUCCUAGCAACGAGGCGGUUCUCUUGGGCACCGCUCCUUCUUCGUCUCUCCUGCCCCAUAACUCCCCAUAACUGCCAGUAAAACCCCUUCACAUCCCUCAGACUCCAGACCCUCCGUUCUUAUUUACUUCUGUCUUCAAACCUACCCCUAACAAGUUACUGUGAAUCAAUCCCUUUCCUUUAUCUCCCAGGGGUGAGCUUCUUCCUCCGCUAUCGUCCUGGUUUUAGCCAUCCCUAAAGGCCGUCAAAAUUCUAGUCGUCCGCCUCUGACCAGGAGCUGCUCAUUUUAGAUGAUGUCCGGAGAGACGCUUACCCAGAGCCCAGAGGAAGGUGUCUGCAUCACAGAAGCCCUUAUCGUUAAGCGCAACCUGACUUUCGAUGAAGAUGAGGAUCUGUCCGAGAAGAUGUUUCACACCCUGGCUGACCUGCAGACAGUGCGGCUGGACCGGGAAGGGAUUACCAUGAUCGGGAACCUGGAGGGCCUCCAGAAUAUUCACAGCCUCUACCUGCAGGAGAACAAGAUCCAGCGGAUCCAGAACCUGGCUUGUGUCCCCUCCUUGCGCUUCCUAUCCCUGGCAGGAAACCGCAUCAAACAGGUGGAAAACCUCCUGGCCCUCCCAUACCUCCAGUUUCUGGACCUUUCUGAGAACCUGAUAGAUUCGCUGACGCUGGAUGAGCUUCCCCAGAGCCUUCUCAUCCUCAACCUCACCGGAAACAAAUGCACCACCCAGAAGGGCUACAGGGAGAUGGUGAUAGCGGUGCUGCCCCUGCUCCUGGACCUGGACAAGCAGCCUGUGACCGAGCGCUGGACCUCGGAGGAAGAGGAUCAGGACUCGGGGGAUGAGGACGAGUUCCCAGAGCUGAGCGGGCCCUUCUGCUCAGAGCGAGGCUUCUUCAUGGAGCUGUCGCAGGAGAUGAGCGGGCACCAGGCGCGCCGGCAGCAGGCGGCCCUGACGGAGCACCUUCUGCGGAUGGAGACGCAGCCCAGCAUCACCGAGCUCUCCCCUGCCACGAGGGCCGGGGACAGCAGCUCUUUCAUCACUCCAGAGCGAGGCGGGGAGCCAAGCCCCGUCUCCUUGCCCCAGGCCUCCUCUGCCUCCACCAAACCAAGUGUGCUGGCCCCCAAGAGCCAGAAAAGCUCUGUCCAGGCUGGGAAGGGGACCCAAGCCACCACUACCCCGGUGACCUCUGCGGUCAGGGCGCCCAGCACGACCAAGACAAUGACCAAGACAGCCAAGAAGUGAAACUGGGCGUCUGUCUGUGACUUCCUCCUACCCGCACCCCUCACUGUGCCCAGGGCCCCUCAAUAAAGUGUCGCUAGGCCUGGAA
Chinchilla lanigera (long-tailed chinchilla) is the source of this 1388-nucleotide messenger RNA. It is a transcript of the gene Lrrc46, whose product is annotated as leucine rich repeat containing 46. Gene Ontology annotation, molecular function: protein binding. The transcript is spliced from 8 exons. NCBI's taxonomy places the organism in Eukaryota, Metazoa, Chordata, Mammalia, Rodentia, Chinchillidae. The record is from RefSeq and is a predicted model, not a curated record. Bases 350 to 1303 code for a protein of 317 amino acids.